Molecule: messenger RNA, 1434 nt
Organism: Cutaneotrichosporon cavernicola
Lineage: Eukaryota; Fungi; Basidiomycota; Tremellomycetes; Trichosporonales; Trichosporonaceae
Exons: 4
Coding region: 1-1434 (477 amino acids)
Biological process (GO): Golgi organization; endoplasmic reticulum to Golgi vesicle-mediated transport
Cellular component (GO): Golgi apparatus
Molecular function (GO): small GTPase binding
Source: RefSeq, a predicted model, not a curated record
AUGAGUAACGGCAGCGGUAACGGCGACGCGGGGCCGUCGUCGGCACUGUCACCGACGUCGCCGCGUGUGUCGGUCGACAUGCCCCCUUUCUCGGGGGACGAGCUGGAGCGCGUACGGGCCGAGAAGGAUCAUUUGAGUCACCAGUAUCGGUCGUUGCUGGGCAAGUUGACGGCGAUGCGGAAUACCCUGGGGGAGAAGUUGAAGGAGGAUGCGGAAGAGCUAGACCGCCGCGAAGCACAGAUCAACACGCUCACCGACGAGAGCUCGGCCCUAAAGGACACGAUCACUACGCUGCGCUCCGAACUCGAAUCCGCGUCAACCGAGUCUGCGUCUCUGAGCUCCCAGCUCGCCCAACUCCGCAGCCAGAGCGACAACAGUAGUUCCGACGUGCUCUCUCUCACCCGGGAGAUGCGCGAGCUUCGCGGGGAUAUGGAGCACCUGCGCGCCGAGCGUGAGGAGUGGGAGGCUGAGGCCGCGCGCGAGCGCGAGCGCCGCGAAAGUCUCGAGGAUGAGAUGCAGGCAGCCGAGAGGCGGGAGCGGGUCGCCCACGAUGACGCGGAACACGCGAGGCGGCGGGCCGAAGGGGAGAAGGAGCGGGCGGAUAACCUCCAAGAAGUGUUGGGCGAGUUCCAGAAUGCAAAGGACUCGGAGCUGCGACAAGCGACGGCCGAGCUCGAAUCUCAGCUCAAGCGCGCGACAGUCCAACUCUCUGAAUUCAAACUACGUUGCGCCAACGCCGAGUCGUCCCUCUCCGCCCUGUCGAAUGACGCCGGGCGCGUGGCGCAACUCGAGAAGGAAGGGAGGGAGAAGCAAGCCAUGAUUGCCAAGCUGCGACACGAUGCGGUCGUCACAAACGAACACUUGACCGAGGCGCUGCGGCGACUGCGCAAGAACCAGAGCGACAACAAUGUCGACCGGCGACUGGUUACCAAUAUCCUGCUUAGCUUUCUGACUACCGCGCGCGCGGAUAGCAAGCGAUUCGAGAUGCUCAGUUUACUGAGUACGAUUCUUAGCUGGGACGACGAAGAACGCGAGAAGGCUGGGUUGCAGCGCGCUCCUAAGGGAAAGGCACGGAGGCCGAGCGUCAAGGAGCCCGAGGACGAUGCCAUGAGCGAGUCAUUCUCCAAUCUAUUCGUCGAGUUCCUGCUCAAGGAGGCGAGUCAGGGGCGCGAUGGCGAUGCGUCGCCUUCACCAAAGCCUACGCCGCGCUCGCCGGGAGCAUUCUCCCCCUCACCUGGAACGCUCGCCCUCUCUCCGCCUGCUAGUGGGGCGGGGACGCCCCUGUCGAGAGGGUACAGCUACACGCAGCGGACUCGGGCAAUGAGCACGACGAGCAACACGAGCCGGGAGGGGAGCAGUGCGAGUCUCGACCGCAUGGUGGCGGCUGGGAGAAAACAGAGCUUUGGACUGAGCGAGGCGAUGCGCCAAGGGUAG